GCCCGUUCGCACGGAACUACCGUACGUAUGAACGUACCGUAUCCGUACGACAGGCACACACAGAUCGGAGAGCACUACCUGCAGAGGAGUGGGUACCAAUGCCCAGAUUCUCGACUGACACGCCUGAUAUCUGUGGCAGCGCAGAAAUUCAUUGGGGAGAUAGCAAGCGAUGCACUGCAGUACUGUAAACUUCGACAGCAAGCACUUGCGAGGGAGAAGCGAGACAGGGGACCCACAUCUAAGGAUAAGAGAUUGGUUCUGACUAUUGACGACUUGUCCGCAGCACUACGAGAGUAUGGUGUGACUUUGAGAAAGCAGGAGUAUUUUGCGGAUUCACCCGCUGUAGGGGGUGUGCCCACUACCAAGGACAAGGCGCCAGCAAAGUAGCGUCAGCGAUCUUUGAACGACAGAGGGAUCAUUACAGAGUACCUACCUGACCUAGAGAGGGGUGGCAGUGACCUCUUAGGGUUUGUCGGUUGCUGCUUUUUUGUUGCAAUCCGACAGCUCACGGGGUAGUGACAGUUGCUGAUCAAGGGCUUGCGCACCACCAGAUGAACUGCUGCGCUCGGUGAAGUUGCUGCCUAUUCCUCCGUGAGUAUCCGCAUUUAUGGCCUGUGGGUACUCGCACUCGUCUUUGGUUUCUUCCCGUGCUUCUUGGCAGAAUAAUAUCAAAGGAAGUGUGGUUGAUUCACAGAAGUCCUCCGUCUUCUGAGAUCCCCACAAAUUUGUAUACUUCUCGAAGUCCAGAAGACAAAGGAGACGCUUGAACAAAGGCGUGCAUCGUUC
This is a messenger RNA of Chara braunii, 786 nucleotides long. The record is from the annotation of a GenBank genome assembly. Lineage: Eukaryota; Viridiplantae; Streptophyta; Charophyceae; Charales; Characeae.